AUGGCAGUAAGUAAUGAAAGCCACCCGGAGGAAUUCAUUCUACUGGGCUUUGCUGACCGACCUUGGCUGGAGCUCCUUCUCUUCAUCAUUCUUCUGAUAACAUACCCGAUGGCCAUGAUGGGAAACAUCGCCAUAAUCCUGGUGUCCAAGGUAGACAUUCAUCUCCACAGCCCCAUGUACUUCUUCCUCACCAACCUCUCCUUUCUGGACAUGUGUUACACCACAAGCAUUGUCCCUCAGAUGCUUUUCAACCUGGGAAGCUCUAAAAAGACCAUCAGCUAUCUGGGGUGUAUACUUCAGCUAUACGUUUUUCAUAUAAUGGGGGGUACUGAGUGUCUACUUUUGGCUAUUAUGUCCUUUGACCGCUAUGUGGCCAUCUGCAGGCCUCUGCAUUACACACUUAUAAUGAAUCAGUGCACCUGCCUCUUACUAGCAACCAUAGUAUGGCUGAUCGGGGCUACCUAUGCUGUCUCAGAGGCCACUGUUACACUACUGCUGCCACUGUGUGGUUUGAAUGAACUGGAUCACUUGCUGUGUGAGAUUCCAAUUCUGAUCAAGACUUCCUGUGGUGAAAAGGAGGCUAAUGAGCUUGCACUGUCUGUUGUAUGCAUCUUUAUGUUAGCUGUUCCUCUGUGUUUAACUCUUGCUUCCUAUGCUAAUAUUGGACAUACUAUACUUAACAUUAAGACUUCUGAAGGAAGGAGGAAGGCCUUAGGGACAUGUUCUUCUCACCUCCUUGUUGUUUUCCUAUUUUACGGUCCAGCUAUCAGCAUGUAUCUUCAACCUCCCUCCUCUAUCUUCAGGGACCAGCCCAAGUUCAUGGCUCUCUUCUAUGGUGUGGUGACUCCUACCCUCAACCCCUUCAUCUACACUCUGAGGAAUAAGAAUGUGAAGGGGGCAUUAGGCAGGCUGGUGAGUGGUACUUUCAGAUCAAUUUACAGUUGCUAG
Cavia porcellus (domestic guinea pig) is the source of this 948-nucleotide messenger RNA. Its product is annotated as olfactory receptor 2B11-like. The transcript has a single exon. NCBI's taxonomy places the organism in Eukaryota, Metazoa, Chordata, Mammalia, Rodentia, Caviidae. Gene Ontology annotation, cellular component: plasma membrane. Gene Ontology annotation, molecular function: G protein-coupled receptor activity; olfactory receptor activity. The coding region runs from base 1 to 948 and encodes 315 amino acids. Gene Ontology annotation, biological process: detection of chemical stimulus involved in sensory perception of smell; G protein-coupled receptor signaling pathway. The record is from RefSeq and is a predicted model, not a curated record.